AUGGGACGCGGGCAGGAAUACGGACAAGGACAGGGACAGAAGCGUUACCCCGCGGGCUCGUUCCCCGGUGUGCAGCACCAUUUCACACACCGAGGCGAGGUUGCUUUGUGGCUAAAGAAAUUAUAUAACGGUGUGCCUAUUCCAGUAUAUGAGGUGAAUGAAAGGACAGUGGAUAUUUUGCAUGAAGUUAUGAAGUGCAAUGAAGUGAGGGAAAAGGAUGUUAUGUUGCUGAUAGAGGACAUGAAGGAUAGGGCAAGCAAGUAUGAAGCAGAAGCUGACUACUGGCACAAUAUUCUUCGACAAACCCUGGGUUUUUUUGAAAGCAGUCUGUCCGAAGAGGCCACCAACGACCUCUUUGACCUGGUAGGAAGUGCAAUAGAACUCGAAGUGGAGAACACAUCUCUUACCAGCUUCUACAGUGCCUUAAAUGACAUGACCUCGGAACUGUAUAAAACAAAAUCAAAAAACGAUGAAAUGGAAUGGAAAUUAAAGAUCCUCACGAAAAAACUAACUUCAGCACUGAUGGUGGAAAAGCAUUUAGAGAAGGAUGUUGAAAAACUGAAGACAUCUCAGAAAGCAGAACAGGCCAAAGAUGAGAUUCACUCCAAGACCUUGAAGUUCCUGCAAGAUAAAUCUAAGGAUCUGAGGAUAAGGAUCAGGGGUGCUGAGGGUGAGCUUAUUGCCAGGGGGUUGAACAAAUCCCUGACACAUGAGGCACUCAUGAAAUCAUCUGAGAAAGUGGCUGCACUGCGUAAAGAAAUAGAGCCGUUGAAGAGAGAAGUGGCGUCCUAUCUUGAUUUACCUCCUAGCAUUCGUCUGGCGCGAGUGAAGGUUGAAGAAGCGAGAAGAGAACUUAAAGCCUUGGAUGAAGAGCUCACAAGGGAGAUCGAGGCUCUGCCUUUCGAGCUGAUAUAGCCCAGCAAACCCCAGCUCACCUGAAGGGGCCUACAUGGAACAUGAUUUUCCUUCUGUUGCCUACUUACUUGCACUAGCAAUGCACUUCAGAAUUCUUACCUGUACCUUAGCAGCUUCCUGCUGUGCUCUUCUCUCUGUUGGCCUUGUGUUUGUAAACUUCACCUGUUUUUCAUUAAAUAACAUCC
Pyrgilauda ruficollis (rufous-necked snowfinch) is the source of this 1100-nucleotide messenger RNA. It is a transcript of the gene HAUS1, whose product is annotated as HAUS augmin like complex subunit 1. Gene Ontology annotation, biological process: spindle assembly; centrosome cycle. Gene Ontology annotation, cellular component: cytosol; HAUS complex. The record is from RefSeq and is a predicted model, not a curated record. Bases 1 to 915 code for a protein of 304 amino acids. Lineage: Eukaryota; Metazoa; Chordata; Aves; Passeriformes; Passeridae. The transcript has 10 exons.